Coniophora puteana RWD-64-598 SS2 is the source of this 3057-nucleotide messenger RNA. Its product is annotated as VID27-domain-containing protein. Bases 1 to 2250 code for a protein of 749 amino acids. Lineage: Eukaryota; Fungi; Basidiomycota; Agaricomycetes; Boletales; Coniophoraceae. Gene Ontology annotation, cellular component: nucleus; cytoplasm. The record is from RefSeq and is a predicted model, not a curated record. The transcript is spliced from 13 exons.
AUGAACAUCUUCAGGAGCUUGAUAGGCCGCGUCUGGCAAGAUCCCAAUGCCGCUGAAGUGGUCAAGAUCUCGUCUGGAAGACUCUAUCUGGGUAGAUCUGGUGGUAUAAGGCCUUCAAGAGAGUGCAUUUACAAUGGAGCAAUGGCGACUGUACGUCGUGUGCCAUCUGUAGAACACAACUUCCAACUUGUGAUCACCCGAGUCUACGAGGAUGGAGACCAGGAGCUUCUGGAAGACGAGGAUGAAACUGACGAGGAGAAAGUGUUCCUAAUUGGACAAGAGCUCGAGUUCAGACCGUCUGAUACAGAAGAAGGACCAGGGUUUCUAUGGCGAGACCUUGAUGGGGAUAUAGACGAGUUUUAUGAAUUCGUCGCCUUCGACACGAACGAACCGACCCGAGCCUUCUUCGAAACUUGCAUGUAUCGUGCAAUGUAUGAACGCAAAUACAGGGCAAGCGCCGAUGACGUCCCUGAUUUGGAGUUGGAGCAAUUCAUCUGGAAAGCCACAGAUAUUGACGACAAGGGCAACCAUAAGACCGUAGGUGACGAAGAAGCCAUCCCGUCUGACUCCACUCCCAAGAUACCAAUCAUGCCCCCUGAUGACCCUGGUAAACCCUCAAUCGUGGCUAAACCAGCUAAUCUCUGGCUGUGGAACCCAGACGCCGAGGAUUUCGUCUCCGCAUACGACGAAGUGCUUUAUGCUAAGAUAGUACGACGAUCAACUGGCGACUACGACUAUUGGUUGGCCGCUGCGAGUGAUCGGGGCGAGUUGUUAUCACACAAGCUUGACUCCAGCAUGAACCCGCGCUGGGCGUCCAAGACCAUAUCUCUCACUUGGAAUUAUUACAGCGAAGGAUCACAGAAGAGUUGGGCACUGCAAUUUCUCAAUGAGGAGGAUUACAAUGAAUUCAAGGACACGGUUAUGCGUUGUGGGUGGGAGAUUCUUCAUCGCGAACCAUGGGGGAAGGCGAAGCAAGAUGAGCAGGCAUACGUUAUGAGCUCCGCCUACGAGGAUGUUGAGAUGCAAGAUGUAGAAGACGAAGAGGAGGAUGCUGACGAAAUCGAGUCAGAGUUGGACCCCGACCAAGAGCCCAGUGAUGAUGGGGAAGAAGAUGAAGAAGAAGAUGCUGUCCCUCAGAUCAAAGGAGAGCGUAACUCCCAGCUCACAGUGGGGUACAAGGGUGACCGCUCUUACGUUGUGCGCGGCAACAAUAUUGGUGUGUUCAGUCAUACCGGCGGCGGUGACAAUGUCAAAUACCACGCGACAAUCAGCAAGAUUGCGACACCCAAGGGCAAGGAAUUUAAGCCGCAAGAGGUCAUGCUUCAUGAUCAAGAUACGAAAAUGGUCUUGAUGAACCCGUCGAACCCGAACUCAUUGUUUAACUUGGAUAUAGAACGCGGGAAGGUUGUCGAGGAGUGGAAUAUCCACGAGGACGUACCAGUGAACCAUAUUGCACCGGACAACAAGUUUGCUCAGACUACGCCUGAGCAAACUCUAGUCGGAAUUUCACAUAAUGCACUCUUCCGAAUCGACCCUCGAAUCUCCGGAAGUAAAAUGGUAGACAGUCAGUUCAAGCAGUAUGUCAGCAAGAACCAGUUCUCGGGCGUGGCUACGACUGGGACGGGAAAACUUGCUAUCGCUAGUGAAAAAGGAGACAUCCGCCUAUUUGACGCUAUCGGCAAGAAUGCAAAGACAGCGCUGCCACCCUUGGGCGACCCUAUCGUCGGCAUUGAUGUCACUGCCAAUGGAAGGUGGAUUGUUGCGACGACGAAGACAUACUUACUAUUGAUUGACACUCUCAUUGGCGAGGGUCGUUAUGCUGGUAACUUGGGCUUUGACCGAAGCUUCCCUGCAACCUCAAAACCCAUUCCCAAGAGGUUGCAACUUCGCGCCGAACAUGUUGCCUAUAUGAACCAUGACAUCAGCUUUGCACCGGCAAGGUUCAACCGAACUGAGGGCCAAGAAGAGAACGCCAUUGUCACCGGCACUGGGCAAUAUGUGAUUGCGUGGGACUUCGCAAAGGUGAAGAAGGGGCAACUGGACAAAUAUGAAAUCAAGAAAUACGAGGACAUCGUCGUUCAGGACAACUUCAAGUUUGGAGACGAUAAAGAGAUCAUUGUGGCCCUGCAAAACAACGUGCUCGCGAUUAACAAGAAGAACCUCAAAAGGCCCACGCGUCACUCUCUUGCCCCUAUCGCCUCAGGCUCAGGCUCGAAGAGCAAAUCAAAUAUAGUGAAUACUCCAUACUAAACCUGCGGUUGUGCACGACACAGCGCUUGAUACCAGCUUGUGUUGACUUUCGGGACGUUACGCUUAGACUAGAGUGCACAUGGCGCUGUGUAAUUUCUUGUAAAAGCUUGUUGUAAGAAGUACCUAGCAAUAAUGAAAACAAUAAGUGUAUACCAAUCAAGAUGAUGUUUGAAGAUCUGUCAACUAAUUGAAGAUACCGCUGCUCUCUCGGAGGAUUAUAUCAAUUCUUCUCGCCACCGUUCCGUGUAGCCUCUAUUCUUCUAUCUCUAACAUCCACAUACCGCCAAAUGCCUAGAUGCCACAUAGCCCGUGGUAUCAUCAAGCUAAAGCCUAGUACCACUGUCAACCAAAGCAUGGGGCUCCACCGAGAGACAUCCCACGCCUCGUCGCCAAGGGCCCAAAGAGUAAUGUACAGGUGAAGGAUGUCACCCAUCAUAAGGGCAGUCAUAAGAGAGCCCACAAUCUUUUCUUGAAGUGCAGGAAAGCGUGCAAGGUGUGUCCGUGCCGCUGAUAGAACGAAGAAGUUGACGACGCCUAGAAGUGCGCAGACGUGGCCCAGCUGGACGACGGUUACAAUGGAUGCCUUUGGAAGGUCAUCUGGCGCUGGACUAUCUUCUGGCCACGGCGCUUGUGUGUUAUGAGUCUUGAUCGGGUCAUGAAGAGCGCCGAUGAAGCCCAGAAUCGUCAGAGCUGGUUCAUAAAACGCGAAGAGCGCGUAGUAGAAGUCUGGUAUGGCAGAAAUGUACUGCAUGAUGCGGUCCUGUGCGGGAAUGCAAUAGGGUACGUCGCGGGAGCGGACAAAGCCGC